UCCAUCCGUCUGACAGCUUUGGAAGCGGUUGGAACACUACACAAGCACUGCGCACCCCAGAAAGCUACGAUACUGCUGUUGGUGAGCUUGGAGAAGACUGCCAAGAAGUCAAAGGCAUAAAGGAGGAAGAUUUGCUGUCAGUUCUGAGGCCAAUUCAAGCAAGAAAAGUCAUUGCUGCUUGGAAGUUGAGAAGCCAGGCUCCCGAAACAAGCAACUCAUCUGUUUGUUCUUCUGCGGGACCAUCCACACCUUUGCCAACCUCUUCACCCCUAAGUUCACCCUCAACCUCUUCCAACAGCAGCCCAAGCCCUGGCAUAGACUGGGUGAAUAACUAUAUCAUACCAUGGAAUGUGAUGCCAGAGGAAGUGAUGCAGUCCCUCGAAAGAGGAAAACGACCAAGUCCACGGCUGAGGAGAGAGAUGGUCCGAAUUGUGGUCUGUGAAAUGACGCAAAAACAUUCUUGCAUAAGUAAAAAGCACACCGAUGUAGUUGCCCAGAGGAUGGUGGCAAAAUAUCCUAAAUCUCUUCAAGAUGUAAUUGAAGGGGACAUCAUUGGGCCAGGGUAUCAUUCUCUCGCCAAGCAAAUGCAAAACAGGAUGGAGAAUGUCAGGCGGUCUACAACCCCCAAAAUAAGAAAACGAAAGCAUCGCUCUGAAGACUCUGACACAGAAGAGGUUCCUCAAGAACAGAGAGCAGUGGUCCAGGACAUUUAUGGGUGCAUCAACUGGGAAGUAAAAUUCCUGCCCCUUGGAGAGACUCUUGAGACACUGCAGCAGAAGAAAGAACAACUGAAGAAGAUGUCUCAGCAGUGUGAUGUGAAUCCCCAGGAAGUCAAACGUCUAAUGAAGUUGACUUUCUACAUGCAGCGUAAACAAGUCAACCAGGGGGAAAGUCUGAAAUGCCUCCUGGAGGAGUGGCCAUUUUGGUUCAGGGAAGUUGGCAUGGAGGCCCACUUUAAGGCACUCACAGGAAUCAGUCUCAAAGAAACCUUCACACAAAAUGUGGAUCUGAAAGGGAAACGGCUCCUGAAUUACUUGAAUACUGUUUGCUCGAACAAAAGCAAAACAUUCCUCCAGUCCCUAAUGAAAUUGAAAACGGCAAGGGGUGAGCUGAUUGGUUGUUCUGAAGAUCUUAAGGAGAUGGUGCUGCUUCUCCUGUCAUGGUUUAAUGAGAAGGAAGAAGCAAUGUUCUGCUACGUGGAGGACACAAGCCUGGCAGUGGAGGUGCAGAUGGAUCAGAUUCCCUUGACCCCCACCAUUGUUGUGUGUGGACGGUCUUGCUUUUCAUCAACACGCUUCAUGCUGAGUGUGGAUCGAAACAUCGUGCAUGACAACAUCCCUUCCUUUGUUUCCGUCCUGUGCUUGCUGUUUGGGAGCUAUUACUGUUUUAACAUCCACUAUCCAUCGGCGCUGGCUUCAACCCUGGAGUUUAUGCAGAGAUGUUUUUUCUCCAUCAACCCAGAGAAGGGCACCAAAGUGGAGAAGACAACCACAUCCCGCCUUAAUGUGAACCCUAGAGUCAUCACUUUGAUUCGGGAACUUUCGGAUCAUGAGUGGCGUGAUGUCUGAACUUGGACUAAACUGAGAAAGGCGACCCAUGUGCCCCAAUGAUUGUUUUUGUGCUUUACUGUUGCCAUGUUUGUCGACAGUCGUUACUAAUUCAUUCAUUCAUUUUCUAGCGCUUAUCCCCACGAGGGUCGCGGGGGUGCUGGAGCCUAUCCCAGCUGUCUUCGGGCGAGAGGCGGGGUACACC
Molecule: messenger RNA, 1752 nt
Organism: Doryrhamphus excisus (bluestripe pipefish)
Lineage: Eukaryota; Metazoa; Chordata; Actinopteri; Syngnathiformes; Syngnathidae
Source: RefSeq, a predicted model, not a curated record